This is a messenger RNA of Nyctereutes procyonoides (raccoon dog), 6572 nucleotides long. RefSeq names its product plexin A3 (gene PLXNA3). The record is from RefSeq and is a predicted model, not a curated record. Gene Ontology annotation, molecular function: protein binding; semaphorin receptor activity. The transcript has 32 exons. Gene Ontology annotation, biological process: regulation of cell migration; semaphorin-plexin signaling pathway involved in axon guidance; regulation of GTPase activity. Bases 130 to 5832 code for a protein of 1900 amino acids. NCBI's taxonomy places the organism in Eukaryota, Metazoa, Chordata, Mammalia, Carnivora, Canidae. Gene Ontology annotation, cellular component: semaphorin receptor complex.
GCUCUGCUGCCGGGGCCAUCUGGCUGGUGCGCCUGAGCAGAGGCUGACUUCUGUGUCUCGGCGCGUGGCUGUGGGGACAGGCACAGCUCGGCUUUGUGUGGCGGCCGGUGCCCGGCGCAGCUGCCGGCCAUGCCUGCUGCCUGCCUCCUCCUGCUGGUGCUCCCUGCCGUGGCGGGGGCCGUGGGCAGCAGCAGGCCCUUCCCUGCCUUCUUGGUGACAGACACUACGCUCACCCACCUGGCCGUGCACCGGGUCACCGGGGAGGUGUUCGUGGGUGCAGUGAACCGCGUCUUCAAGCUGGCCCCCAACCUGACCGAGCUGCGGGCCCACGUCACGGGGCCCGUGGAGGACAAUGCCCGCUGUUACCCGCCCCCCAGCAUGCGCGUGUGUGCCCACCGCCUGGCACCUGUGGACAACGUGAACAAGCUGCUGCUCAUUGACUACGCGGCCCGCCGCCUGGUGGCCUGCGGCAGCAUCUGGCAGGGCAUCUGCCAGUUCCUGCGCCUCGAUGACCUCUUCAAGCUGGGGGAGCCCCACCACCGCAAGGAACACUACCUGUCAGGGGCUCAGGAGCCGGACUCCAUGGCCGGGGUCAUUGUGGAGCAGGGCCAGGGGCCCAGCAAGCUGUUCGUGGGCACGGCCGUGGACGGCAAGUCGGAGUACUUCCCCACCCUCAGCUCCCGCAAGCUCAUCAGCGACGAGGACAGCGCCGACAUGUUCAGUCUGGUGUACCAGGACGAGUUUGUCUCCUCGCAGAUCAAGAUCCCCUCGGACACGCUGUCCUUGUACCCCGCCUUCGACAUCUACUACAUCUAUGGCUUCGUGAGCGCCUCCUUCGUGUACUUCCUGACGCUGCAGCUGGACACGCAGCAGACGCUGCUGGACACGGCGGGCGAGAAGUUCUUCACGUCCAAGAUCGUGCGCAUGUGCGCUGGGGACUCGGAGUUCUACUCUUACGUCGAGUUCCCCAUCGGCUGCUCCUGGCGGGGCGUGGAAUACCGCCUGGUGCAGAGUGCCCACCUGGCCAAGCCCGGCGUGCUGCUGGCCCAGGACCUGGGGGUGCCGCCCGACGAGGACGUCCUCUUCACCGUCUUCUCUCAGGGCCAGAAGAACCGGGCCAGCCCGCCGCGGCAGACCAUCCUCUGCCUCUUUACCCUCAGCAACAUCAACGCGCACAUCCGGCGCCGCAUCCAGUCCUGCUACCGCGGGGAAGGCACGCUGGCCCUGCCCUGGCUGCUGAACAAGGAGCUGCCCUGCAUCAAUACUCCCAUGCAGAUAAAUGGAAACUUCUGCGGGCUGGUGUUGAACCAGCCCCUGGGUGGCCUGCAUGUGAUCGAGGGGCUGCCCCUGCUGGCCGACAGCAGUGACGGCAUGGCCAGCGUGGCUGCCUACACCUACCGCCAGCACUCCGUGGUCUUCAUCGGCACUCGCAACGGCAGUCUGAAGAAGGUCCGGGUUGAUGGCUCCCAGUAUGCCCACCUCUACGAGACGGUGCCUGUGGUGGAUGGCAGCCCCAUUCUCCGAGACCUGCUCUUUAGCCCUGACCACCGGCACAUCUACCUCCUGAGUGAGAAGCAGGUGAGCCAGCUCCCGGUGGAGACCUGCGAGCAGUACGCGAGCUGCGCAGCCUGCCUCGGCUCCGGGGACCCCCACUGCGGCUGGUGUGUGCUGCAGCACAGGUGCUGCCGCCAAGGGGCUUGUCCGGGCGCCUCCGCCCCCCACGGCUUUGCCGAGGAGCUGAGCAAGUGUGUCCAGGUGCGGGUCCGGCCUAACAACGUUUCGGUGACAUCCCCCGGGGUGCAGCUGACGCUGGCCAUGCGCAACGUGCCAGACCUCCGCGCCGGUGUGAGCUGUGCCUUUGAGGAGGCGACGCCGAGCGAGGCCGUCCUGCUGCCCUCCGGGGAGCUGCAGUGCCCCUCGCCGUCCCCGCAGGAGCUCCGGGCGCUCACCCGGGGGCACGGGGCCACGCGCACCGUGCGGCUGCGGCUGCUCUCCAGGGAGACUGGCGUGAAGUUCGCCGGCGUGGACUUCGUCCUCUACAACUGCAGCGCGCUCCAGUCGUGCAUGUCCUGCGUUAGCAGCCCUUACCCCUGCCACUGGUGUAAGUACCGCCACGUGUGUACCAGCCACCCCCACGAGUGCUCCUUCCAGGAGGGCAGGGUCCACAGCCCUGAGGGCUGCCCUGAGAUCCUGCCCAGCGGGGACCUCCUGAUCCCGGUGGGCGUCAUGCAGCCCCUCACCCUGCGGGCCAAGAACCUGCCGCAGCCCCAGUCGGGCCAGAAGAACUACGAGUGCGUGGUCCGGGUGCAGGGGCGCCAGCAGCGGGUGCCCGCCGUGCGCUUCAACAGCAGCAGCGUGCAGUGCCAGAACGCCUCGUACUCCUAUGAGGGCGACGAGUACGGUGACACCGAGCUGGACUUCUCUGUGGUCUGGGACGGGGACUUCCCCAUCGACAAGCCUGCCACCUUCCGAGCUCUCCUGUAUAAGUGCUGGGCGCAGCGGCCCAGCUGCGGCCUCUGCCUCAAGGCCGACCCUCGCUUCAACUGCGGCUGGUGCGUCUCGGAGCACAGGUGCCAGCUGCGGGCCCACUGCCCGGCGCCCAAGACCAACUGGAUGCACCCGAGCCAGAAGGGCACCCGCUGCAGCCACCCCCGCAUCGCCCAGAUCCACCCGCUCAUGGGCCCCAAGGAGGGAGGCACGCGGGUCACCAUCGUGGGCGAGAACCUGGGCCUCAGCUACCGCGAGGUGGGCCUGCGGGUGGCAGGCGUGCGCUGCAACUCCAUCCCCUCUGAGUACGUCAGCGCCGAAAGGAUCGUGUGUGAGAUGGAGGAGUCGCUGGUGCCCAGCCCGCCGCCAGGGCCUGCGGAGCUCUGUGUGGGCGACUGUUCCGCUGACUUCCGGACGCAGUCCGAGCAGCUCUACAGCUUUGUGACCCCAGCAUUUGACCGCGUGAGUCCCAGUCGGGGCCCGGCGUCCGGGGGCACACGGCUCACCAUCUCCGGGAGCUCUCUGGAUGCCGGCAGCAGGGUCAUGGUGACUGUGAGAGAUGGCGAGUGCCAGUUUGUGAGGAGAGACGCGGAGGCAAUCGUGUGUAUCUCGCCCGUGUCCACCCUGGGCCCCAGCCAGGCCCCCAUCACCCUGGCCAUCGACCGCGCCAACAUCUCCAGCCCUGGAGUCCUCUACACCUACACCCAGGACCCCACUGUCACUCGCCUUGAGCCUACCUGGAGCAUAAUCAAUGGAAGCACUGCCAUCACCGUGAGCGGGACCCACCUGCUGACAGUCCAGGAGCCCCGGGUCCGGGCCAAGUACCGGGGCAUCGAGACCAUCAACACAUGCCAGGUGAUCAACGACACUGCCAUGCUCUGUAAGGCCCCCGGCAUCUUCCUGGGGCGGCCCCAGCCCCAGGCCCAGGGUGAACACCCGGACGAGUUUGGCUUCCUGCUGGAUCACGUGCAGACAGCCCGCUCCCUGAACCGGUCCUCCUUUACCUACUACCCUGACCCCAGCUUUGAGCCACUUGGGCCCUCUGGUGUCCUGGACGUCAAGCCUGGCUCCCACGUAGUGUUGAAGGGCAAGAAUCUGAUCCCCGCGGCAGCUGGCAGUUCCCGCCUCAACUACACGGUGCUGAUCGGGGGCCAGCCCUGCGCGCUCACCGUCUCCGACACGCAGCUCCUGUGCGACUCACCGAGCCAGACGGGCCGGCAGCCUGUCAUGGUGCUGGUAGGCGGCCUGGAGUUCUGGCUGGGAACCCUGCACAUCACGGCGGACCGGGCGCUGACCCUGCCGGCCACGGUGGGCCUGGCGGCGGGCGGCGGCCUCCUGCUGCUGGCCAUCGCCGCCGUGCUGGUGGCCUAUAAGCGGAAGACGCAGGAUGCCGACCGCACGCUCAAGCGGCUUCAGCUCCAGAUGGACAACCUGGAGUCCCGCGUGGCUCUGGAAUGCAAGGAAGGUGCCUGGCACGGGGGAGGGUGCAGGGCGGGGGGCCCGGGGCCCCGUCCUGCUCUGCUCACUCUCCCUCCUUGCCCCUCCACAGCCUUUGCUGAGCUGCAGACGGAUAUCCACGAGCUGACAAGCCACAUGGACGGGGUGCAGAUCCCUUUCCUGGACUACCGGACGUACGCCGUGCGCGUGCUCUUCCCGGGCAUCGAGGCCCAUCCGGUGCUCAAGGAGCUGGAUACGCCCCCCAACGUCGAGAAGGCCCUGCGCCUCUUCGGGCAGCUGCUGCACAGCCGCGCCUUCGUGCUCACCUUCAUCCACACGCUGGAGGCCCAGAGCAGCUUCUCCAUGCGGGACCGCGGCACCGUGGCCUCCCUCACCAUGGUGGUCCUGCAGAGUCGCCUCGAUUACGCCACUGGGCUGCUCAAGCAGCUGCUGGCCGACCUCAUAGAGAAAAACCUGCAGAGCAAGAACCACCCGAAGUUGCUGCUGCGCAGGACCGAGUCGGUGGCCGAGAAGAUGCUUACCAACUGGUUCACGUUCCUGCUGCACAAGUUUCUGAAGGAGUGCGCCGGAGAGCCGCUUUUCCUGCUCUACUGCGCCAUCAAACAGCAGAUGGAGAAGGGCCCCAUUGAUGCCAUCACGGGCGAGGCCCGCUACUCCCUGAGCGAGGAUAAGCUCAUUCGGCAGCAGAUCGACUAUAAGACACUGACCCUGCACUGCGUGUUCCCGGAGGGCGAGAGCAGCGCGCAGGUCCCAGUGAAGGUGCUCAACUGUGACAGCAUCACCCAAGCCAAAGAUAAGCUGCUGGACGCUGUGUACAAGGGCCUCCCGUACUCCCAGCGCCCCAAAGCCGAGGACAUGGACCUAGAGUGGCGUCAGGGUCGCAUGGCCCGCAUCAUCCUGCAGGACGAAGAUGUCACCACCAAGAUCGAGUGUGACUGGAAGAGGGUCAACUCAUUGGCUCACUACCAGGUGACAGACGGUUCCUUGGUGGCGCUGGUGCCCAAACAGGUGUCCGCCUAUAACAUGGCCAACUCCUUCACCUUUACACGCUCGCUCAGCCGCUAUGAGAGCUUGCUGCGCACGGCCAGCAGCCCCGACAGCCUCCGUUCUCGGGCACCCAUGAUCACGCCCGACCAGGAAACGGGCACCAAGCUGUGGCACCUGGUGAAGAACCACGACCACGCCGACCACCGCGAGGGGGACCGUGGCAGCAAGAUGGUCUCGGAGAUCUACCUGACACGGCUGCUGGCCACCAAGGGCACGCUGCAGAAGUUUGUGGAUGACCUCUUUGAGACGGUGUUCAGCACGGCGCACCGCGGCUCGGCCCUGCCCCUGGCCAUCAAGUACAUGUUCGACUUCCUGGACGAGCAGGCCGACCAGCGGCAGAUCAGUGACCCCGACGUGCGCCACACCUGGAAGAGCAACUGCCUGCCCCUGCGCUUCUGGGUGAACGUGAUCAAGAACCCGCAGUUCGUGUUCGACAUCCACAAGAGCAGCAUCACGGACGCCUGCCUGUCUGUGGUGGCCCAGACGUUCAUGGACUCCUGCUCCACGUCGGAGCACCGCCUGGGCAAGGACUCGCCAUCCAACAAGCUGCUCUACGCCAAGGACAUCCCCAACUACAAGAGCUGGGUGGAGAGGUACUACCGGGACAUCGCGAAGAUGGCAUCCAUCAGCGACCAGGACAUGGACGCCUACCUGGUGGAGCAGUCCCGUCUCCACGCCAGUGACUUCAACAUCCUAAGCGCGCUCAGCGAACUCUACUUCUACGUCACCAAGUACCGCCAGGAGGUCCUGGCGGCGCUGGACCGGGACGCCGCCUGUCGGAAGCAGAAGCUGCGCCAGAAGCUCGAGCAGAUCAUCGGGCUGGCGUCGGGCAACGGCUGACCGAGGGGGCGGCCGGCCCCGGCCCGCGGUCCUGGGCGGCCCUGGAGUGGGGCGGCGCCGGCCAACAGCCCCCGGGGACGCGCGGGCCCCUUCCUGAGUGCCUUCCUUCGGGCCCUGCGUGGGGCAGGGGGACGGGACCCAGCCCUGAGCCCCGCGGCAGCAAUACCCCCCCCCCGCUAUUUAUACCCCAGCCACCUAUUUAUUUAAUUUAUGUCCCCCCCCCCCCGCCAUCUGCGGGUGGCACCGCGGCCUCCCCUGGGUCGGCGGCAGCCUCCCGGCUCCUCCCGAGUGCUCCCCGCUACCCCUCCUCCUCCUAUGGGCCCAACGGGUGGGGGCCUGGCCGGGGGAGCAGCCCUUGGGGUGGGGGUGCAGGGCAGGGGCAGGGUGCGCUUGGGGCCCCCCGCAGCCGGGCCGCAGUGUCCCCUCCGCGCCCUGGGGGGGACCGCAUUCUGAGCACCUGCAGCCCGGGGGGCUGGCGGAGGGGCCUGAGCGGGUCUGGGGGCCCGGGUGAGCCCUCCCCUCCCCGGCCCCCCUGCCUGCACCCUCAGCCGCCCUGUGGGGGGGGGCCCCCCCGAGGCCGAGAGGGGCCGUGCCUUAGGCCUUGGCUCUCCCUCGGAGGAGGAGGAGGAGUCGGGCUGCGUGUCCUGGGCCGCAAACUGGUCCCCUCCUCGUCUCUGGCAUGAACUUUGCGUUGUUGCUGUUCGCGGAUUGUUCUCCGAAUUAAACGUCGGGAACGUGGA